AUGCCACUCAUCCGCAAGCGCCGCGCCCCCACCGCAGACGACGAAGCGUCAGAAGACUCCCAAGACGACACCCCGACCACAGCAACCCAGCGACAGCGACGACGACCUUCCCCCGCAUCAGACGCAGGCGACUUCGUCGAUGGAGACGAAGAAACCCAAGGCGACGCGAGCCUGGAGCAGAUGGUGAAGAAGAUGGUGCGGUUCGCGCUGGCGUGCGAGUAUGCGAGGCAGCCGAUCAGGAGGGCAGACAUCAGCGCGAAGGUGCUGGGCACGCACGGGCGACAGUUCAAGGCUGUCUUCCAGGAAGCGCAGUUGCAGUUAAGAGCAACGUUCGGGAUGGAGAUGACGGAGCUGCCGCUGAAGGAGAAGGUCACGCUUCAACAGCGAAGAGCGGCACAAAAGACCGAAAAAGCCGCCACGAGCAGCAACGCCUGGGUCCUGACCAGCACGCUCCCCGCCAAAUUCCGCACCCCCGCCAUCCUCCCUCCGCCCCGCAUCCCGACCACCGCAACCGAAAGCGCCUACGUCGCUCUCUACACCUUCAUCAUCUCAGUCAUCUACCUCGCCGGCGGACAACUACCGGAAGAGAAGCUCGAGCGCUACCUCAAGCGCACGAACGCGGACCAAACCACGCCUGUCGACAAGACGGAAAAACUCCUGAACCGUCUGAUUAAGGAGGGCUAUAUAGUGCGGAACAAGGACACAUCAGGUGGAGAGGAAAUUGUGGAAUAUAUGGUAGGCCCUAGAGGGAAGGUCGAGGUGGGCGAGCAGGGUGUUGCGGGACUGGUGCGAACGGUGUAUGGGGAGGGCGCGACGGAGGAGCUUGAAAAGCGGAUUGAGCGGAGCUUGGGGUUGGGAGAGCGGAACCGGGCGGCGGCUGCGAAGGCCAGUAGCACGGCCAAUAGCACGCCAGCGGAGGGGAGAGGGCGUGGUAGGCCGAGGAGGGGCGACGAUGAUGAUGGAUGA
This is a messenger RNA of Coniosporium apollinis CBS 100218, 966 nucleotides long. RefSeq lists its product as uncharacterized. Gene Ontology annotation, cellular component: nucleus. Lineage: Eukaryota; Fungi; Ascomycota; Dothideomycetes. Gene Ontology annotation, biological process: DNA repair. The transcript has 4 exons. The record is from RefSeq and is a predicted model, not a curated record. Bases 1 to 966 code for a protein of 321 amino acids.